Suncus etruscus (white-toothed pygmy shrew) is the source of this 2878-nucleotide messenger RNA. RefSeq names its product eukaryotic elongation factor 2 kinase (gene EEF2K). The transcript has 18 exons. Gene Ontology annotation, molecular function: ATP binding; elongation factor-2 kinase activity; calmodulin binding. Bases 285 to 2459 code for a protein of 724 amino acids. Gene Ontology annotation, biological process: protein phosphorylation. NCBI's taxonomy places the organism in Eukaryota, Metazoa, Chordata, Mammalia, Eulipotyphla, Soricidae. The record is from RefSeq and is a predicted model, not a curated record.
CGCGUGUCUUACGGCCACUCCCGGCGCCCCACGAUCGAGCCAUCGUCCGCCAGCAGCCUCCCGCGAGCACCGGCGCGUGCACUUCCCGCUCCCCUGCACGAUCGGGCAGCCGCCCCUGCUGCAACACCCUGGGGCCCCGCGCCCCGAGCCUCUGCCGGCUUCUCCCGACGCUCCGCUCGCCUGUCCGUCCGCCCCGGGGAGGUUAGGCCUCCCUCACUACUCCAUUUGCCCAAUUACACUGGCUGGACCUCACUUCCCUUGGAUAACACGGGUGCCCUGGGACCAUGGCAGACGAAGACCUUAUCUUCCGCCUGGAGGGCGUCGAUAGCAGCCAGACCUCCCGGCCUAGCCAUACUGGUGACUCAGAGGAAGACAGUGAGGACGAGGAAGGUUUCUUUAUCUGCCCCAUCACCGAGGACCCAAGAGGGCACCAGAAUGCCAAUGCCAAGGUGAAUUACUACUGCAGCAACCUCAUGAAACAGGAGGCCUAUGGCUCCAGCGGUUCCCCUGGAAGCUCCUUCCACUUUAAGGAAACCUGGAAGCACGCGAUUGAGAAGGCCAAGCACAUGCCUGACCCCUGGGCCGAGUUUCAUUUGGAGGACAUUGCCACAGAGCGUGCCAUGCGCCACAGGUAUAAUGCGGUGACUGGAGAAUGGCUGCAGGAUGAAGUUCUGAUCAAGAUGGCGGCUCAGCCCUUCGGCCGUGGUGCCAUGCGGGAGUGUUACCGGACGAAGAAGCUCUCCAAUUUCCUGCAUACCCAGCAGUGGAAAGGGGCAUCCAACUAUGUGGCCAAACGCUAUAUUGAGUCUGUGGACAGAGACGUGUACUUUGAGGAUGUACGUCUUCAGAUGGAGGCCAAACUCUGGGGAGAGGAAUACAACCGGCACAAGCCUCCUAAACAGGUGGACAUCAUGCAGAUGUGCGUGAUAGAGCUACAGUAUCGGCCGGGCAGGCCCCUUUUCCACCUGGAACACUACAUCGAGGGCAAAUAUAUCAAGUACAACUCCAAUUCAGGCUUUGUCCGUGAUGACAAUGUGCGCCUGACACCACAGGCAUUCAGCCACUUCACAUUUGAGCGCUCCGGCCAUCAGCUGAUCGUGGUGGACAUCCAGGGCGUCGGGGACCUCUACACGGACCCCCAGAUCCACACUGAAAUGGGCACUGACUUUGGAGACGGCAACCUGGGUGUCCGUGGCAUGGCACUCUUUUUCCACUCUCACGCCUGCAACCGCAUCUGCCAGAGUAUGGGCCUGGCGCCCUUUGACCUCUCUCCUAGAGAACGGGAUGCAGUGAACCAGACCACUGAACUGCUGCAGUCUGCUAAGACCAUCUUGAGGGGAUCAGAGGAGAAGUGUGGGAGCCCCCGCAUCAGGACGCUGUCCGGGAGCCGGCCCCCAUUGCUCGGGCGCCUUUCUGAGAACUCUGGAGAUGAGAACUGGAGUGACAUGACCUUUGACUCCCUGCCUUCCUCCCCGGUGGCCACACCACACAGCCAGAAGCUGGAGCAACUCCACUGGCCUGCCUUCAUCGAACUGGAUAAUGUGGCACACCAAGACCAGGAGCACCUGGACAACCUCCGGGACUCUGAGAACAGUGGGGACAGUGGAUACCCCAGUGAGAAGCGGGGUGAGCUUGAUGACCCAGAGCUCCGAGAACACGGACCCUCAAAUGGCCACCGGAGAUCCGAGUCAGAUGAAGACAGCCUGGGCAGCUCAGGGCGGGUCUGCGUGGAGAAGUGGCAUCUCCUCAAUUCCUCCCGCCUGCACCAGCCAAGGCCUUCAGCUGUUUUCCUGGAGCUGCAAAGGCUGAAUGCUCUUGCCCUGGAGAAGAAAAUCGGCAAGUCCAUUCUGGGGAAGGUCCACCUUGCCUUGGUGCGCUACCAUGAGGCUGGGCGUUUCUGCCAGAAGGACGAGGAGUGGGACCGUGAGGCAGCCAUAUUUCACCUGCAGCAGGCAGCUGACCUGGGUGAGCUGGAGGCCAUUGUGGGCCUGGGCCUCAUGUGUGCGCAGCUGCCCCACCACCUCCUGGCUGAUGUCUCUCUGCAGGAAACAGAUGAGAAUAAAACCAAAGGAUUCAAUUAUUUACUGAAGUCAGCUGAAGCUGGCGACCGGCAGUCCAUGAUCCUGGUGGCACGAGCUUUCGACACGGGUCAAAACCUGGGCCCAGACAGGUCCCAGGACUGGCGGGAGUCCCUACACUGGUACCACACAGCGCUGGAGACCACUGACUGUGACGAAGGCGGCCAUUAUGAUGGGAUGCAAGACGAGCCCCGGUACACCCUGCUGGCCAGGGAGGCUGAGAUGCUGUUUACUGGUGGCUUCGGGCUGGAGAAAGAUCCCCAGAAAUCGGGUGAUUUGUAUACCCAGGCAGCAGAGGCUGCCAUGGAAGCCAUGAAAGGCCGGCUGGCCAACCAGUACUACCAGAAGGCAGAAGAGGCGUGGGCCCAGAUGGAGGAAUAGCUCACCACGAAAACCACUGCUAGAGCUGAGCCCAAGCCACAAGGCCUGGAGGAGGAAGAAAAAAAAAAAAUCAAAGACUCGUUUAUUUUCGAUUGUGGGGGAGGGGAAAACUUUUUUAAGUGUAUUGUAAAUUGACUUUUGUAUUCUUUCUUUUACUUUUUCCUGUUUUUAUUCUUGAAAAGUCUUUACUACCAGUAGCAUAUUUGGGGAGAAGAGAAUUGAAAACACAGGCGAGGGAAAAACAUGUUUAUCUGAGCUUUUGUUCUCAUGAGAUGCAAAAAAAAAUGUGCUUUUCUACCUUGGAUGGAUGAGAUUAGACGUUUUGCUCUCCAAUUUUUCUGCCUGGAUUUACCAAAUCUCAUCAGGUUCACAGAAUUCUGUUUCUUGAGUUGGGGGAAUACACCCAGGUCUCUGUGUAA